Triticum aestivum (bread wheat) is the source of this 4431-nucleotide messenger RNA. Its product is annotated as disease resistance protein PIK6-NP. Lineage: Eukaryota; Viridiplantae; Streptophyta; Magnoliopsida; Poales; Poaceae. Gene Ontology annotation, biological process: defense response to other organism. The coding region runs from base 41 to 2878 and encodes 945 amino acids. The transcript has 6 exons. Gene Ontology annotation, molecular function: ADP binding. The record is from RefSeq and is a predicted model, not a curated record.
CCACCAAACAACACACACAAAAAUUACUAGCAAGGGAGCCAUGGAUCUGGCAACAGGCGCCAUGGGCACCCUGCUCCCCAAGCUGCUGGAGCUCCUCAGCGAGGAGUACAAGCUGCAGAAAGGCGUCAGGGAAGGAGUCAAGUCUCUCGAGAAAGAGAUGAGGAGCAUGUACGCUGCCCUCCGCAAAGUGGCGGAGGUACCACGGGAGCAGCUUGACGAGCAGGUCAAGCUCUGGGCAGGGGAGGUGAGGGAGCUGUCCUUCGACAUGGAGGACGUCGUUGACAAGUUCCUGGUGCAUGUGGACGAGGGUUCUGAGCCUGCAGCAAACUCUAAUAAGCUCAAGCGGCUCACGAAGAAGAUGGCCAGCUUGUUCACCAAGGGGAAGGUUCGCCAUGAGAUCGCUGAUGCGAUCAAGGACAUCAAUAAGCAAGUCCAAGCGGUUGCUGAAAGGCGUGCAAGGUACAAUGUCGAUAUUACCGUUGCUAACCUCCCUACUGUGACUUCCAUCGAUCCUCGCCUUGGGGCUAUGUACACGGAAGCAACAGGGCUUGUUGGAAUUGCCGGAACAAGGGACCAAGAGGUAAUGAAGUUGCUCUCGGAGGGGGAUGACAUGUCCAAGAAGAAUUUGAAGAUUGUCUCUGUUGUCGGAUUCGGAGGAUUGGGCAAGACCACUCUUGUCAAAAUGGUCUAUGAGAAGAUCGGAGGUGAUUACGACUGCAAGGCUUUUGUUCCAGUCGGUCGAAAGGCUGAGGCAAAGACGGUUUUCACAAAUAUCCUUCUUAAUCUUGGCAUAAAUGGAAGUGAGCUCAUCAUGUUGAAUGAGCAACUGCUCAUCGACAAACUCCGGGAAUUUCUCAAGAACAAGAGGUACCUCAUUGUAAUUGAUGAUAUAUGGGAUGAAAAACUGUGGACAAUUAUCAAGUGUGCAUUCUCUAGUAGUAACAAAUUUGGCAGUCGGUUAAUCACGACAACUCGUAUAGUCAGUGUAUCUGAAUCAUGCAGCUCGUCUACUAAUGAUUCAAUUUACACAAUGGAACCUCUUAGUGAUGAUGAUUCCAAAAGGCUGUUUUAUAAACGGAUAUUUUCUCUAGAGAGUGGAUGUCCUCCUGACUUUGAAGAAGUAUCUAGAGAUAUAUUGAAGAAAUGUGGUGGUGUUCCAUUAGCCAUCAUUACCAUAUCUAGUCUUUUGGCUAGUGGUCAGCGGGUAAAACCAAAGAAAGAGUGGCAUGUUUUGUUAGACUCUAUUGGUCGUGGACUUACUGAAAACCAUACUGCCAAGGAGAUGAUAAGGAUACUAUCAUUUAGCUAUUAUGACCUGCCUUCCCCUAUGAAGACAUGCUUAUUAUAUCUAAGCAUGUUUCCGGAAGAUAGCGAGAUCAUGAAAGAUCAGUUGAUAUGGAUGUGGAUUGCUGAAACCUUUGUCCAAAGUGGAAAAGCAAAUACUAGUCUCUUUGAGGUUGGAGAAACUUACUUCAAUGAGCUUGUGAACAGAAGCUUGAUACAGCCAGUAUAUGAUGAUUAUGGCUUUGUACAUGCUUGUCAUGUACACGAUAGUAUACUUGAUCUAAUUUGCUCCUUGUCAAGUGAAGAGAACUUUGUUACUAUAGUGAAUGGUACUAGUGAUAACAUGUCUUCUCAGGGUAAUGUCCGCAGGUUAUCCCUCCAAAAUGGUAUAAAAGAAGAAGAUCGAACCAUGCCUCACAUAGCUGAGAGUAUAGGACAAGUGAGGUCUGUUGUUACAUUUGAACCUGCUAUUGAUCUAAUGCCACCAUUCUCGAGCUUUGUUGUUUUGCGUGUGUUAGAUUUGGAUGAAUAUGAUGGUACUAAGGAGGACCAUCUCAACCUUCAAGAGCUGGGGCGUUUACUUCACUUGAGGUACCUACGUCUACCUCGACACGGAAUUACUGAGUUGCCGGAAGAGAUUGGAAAGUUGAAGUUUUUACAGGUGUUGAUUUUGCCUGGCUAUACAAGGCUGCCGUCGACUGUGAUCAAGCUCACAAGGUUGAUGUGCCUACGUAGUAAUGGUGGGAGGCCUGAGCUUCCAGAUGGUAUUGGAAAGCUGAGAUCAAUGGAGGUGUUGAAUAAGAUCAAAGUUGGCUCUGUAAGCAUUGUGCAAGAGUUGGGCAGCAUGCACAGACUGAGGGAGCUCAAUAUUCAGUUUGAGAGCUCGGAGCCAGUGGAAGCUUUUGUGGAGUCAGUAGAGAAAAUGCAAAAGAUCCAGCGUGUAGAAAUCAGUGCCAAGUGUGAGCGUGAAGUUUCAAUGGAUCUCUUGGGGGAACUUUGGGUGCCCCCUGCAAGUCUCUGGGAGUUUGUCAUGCGCAAAGGCGUUAGAUUAUCUAUGCUGCCGGCAUGGGAUCCAUAUCAUCUGUCACAACUCUCCAAAUUAGUAAUAAGUGUAGGGGAUGUGCGACAGGAGGACCUGGAACUCCUUGGAAGGUUACCUGCUCUUCGGAUUCUCGUGUUAGUGAGCAACAACCAAAGGCCGCUAGUCGUUGGCGCCGAGGGGUUCCGUUGUUUGGAACAGGUCGGCUUGUUUUCCAAAUCACCGAGCCAAAUACUGUUCCAGCCAGGAGCUUUGCCCAAGGCCGAAAGAGUUCUUCUCCAUAUCGGUUUGCGGGCGGCGAAAGAGGAAGCAGCUGGCAGCGGUGGCGAUUGGUUUGACAUGGCCAUAGGGAACCUGCCGUCCCUCCGGAAGGUCCAUGUCUGGUUCUACCGUUCGGGAGUGACGGUCGGGGAGGCCAAGCAAGCCAAGGCUGCGCUGGAGAACGCCCUUCUUGCCCAUCCUAACCGCCCCUCCAUUGACAUCGACUUCGACGAAUACAUACCAGAAGAUGCUCGUGAUGAGGAUGUCUACACCGAGGACGAAGACUCAGAUUGAAGAAGCUGCAGGCUGCCAUCGUUUAUUGGGACGCACAUCUGCAAAACAUAUGCGUAUGCGUAUCGACGGCUGCAGCAUCAACCAACGAUCGUCACUCCGUGAGCUUAUUUCUUGGCUCAAAGAGGGAAAAAAAAUAGAGGAGAAAAGGAUAUGAAAAAAUUACAAAAAAAAAAAAGAGUAUUUGCUCGCUACUAGUAGUUGAGUUUCUUUCUAGGCUUAAGCAAAAAAAAGUGGGGAGGGGAGUGUAUAAAAAAACAAAAAAAUGCCUUUCAUACUUUAAUGUGUGUGUUUACUGUUUGUUUCUCAUUCAAGAUCAACUUAUUUUCUCCAACAAAAAAAAUUAGUAAAUAUAUUUACUACUAUGCUCUUUAGUUUGCUUAAUUAUUUAUAAAAAUAUCUUGUGUCCAUUUUAGCAAAAAAAAAGAUCAAAAAAAGAUUGUGUUUACUUUCUAGCGUCUAGAGGCAUGUUGGCCCAAGAGAAAAAAAAUCCAAAAAUAUGUAUAGGUGCUAGGUUUUAUACCAUUUGCUAGUCUUUUUUCGUUUUGUUUUCUGUUGGUGGGUGGAUUUUGAGGGGUGAGGGAGGUGGGGGAGCUCCGCCUAUGCUAUUAAUUUUAAGCUUACGCUUAAUGUUAUUCAUAGCCGGUCCCAAGCCCGGAAAAAGGAGGAGGAUCCAACCUUAUAUAGCUUGAAAUUUAUAUGCAAAAUUUCAUGAUUUUCGUAAUAUUUUCAGCUUCCUAUCUAUUCUGCCUGUUGUUCAUUUCUCCGCAUGGCCACCGAUCCACCGGACGGGGACGACCUGCCGCACAGCUGCAGCGAUGCUCUGUUCGAAUAUGCCGAACAGGUGAAGAAUUUGGGGAGCACUUUGUCCGAGCUGUUCUCUGAACCUCUUGGGCUCAAACCGAGCUACCUGGCAGAGUAGUGCAACCAACCACUAUUAUCAUUUCCUGCCCCCAGCCUGAACUUCCCAUUGGGACAAGCCGGCAAUAAGACUCUGAUUUCCUGACCAUACUUCUCCAAGGCGAAAUUGGCGGCCUCCAGAUCCUCCGUGAAGACCGGUGGGUCGACGUCACACCAACACCAUAAGCCUUCGUCGUUAACAUCGGUGAUCUCUUACUGAUGUGCAGCUGAUCUCCAUGAUUGGUUCAAAGUGUGGAGCACAGGGUGGUGGCUAAGAACAUUGCUCCAAGAGUCUUGAUCAUUUGCUUCUUCAGCACACAUUUCCACCCUGCCUCGACGAGGAUGCAUGGUCCGAUCAAGGAGCUGUUGUCUGAUGGGAACCCACUGUUGUACAGGGAGACCCUUGUGAGAGAUUACGUCAAGCAUUACUACUCCAUCGGGUUAAAUGCAAAAACUGCAUUCUCUGAUUUCCUGUUGUGAAUUGUGAUGUUUAGUUUGUGUCCUAAUGUUAAUAUACCAUUCAUUUUGGCUUGAGCUGUUGAGCAACACAUAGGGAUUGGCAAACUGUUCAAUCUUCAGUUAUUUUUUCUAGUAGCAUUGUUGCACUAUCUGACAGAGCUGUUGCUCCAUAUAAAUAAAGAGCUUGCCUUGGAUCA